Molecule: messenger RNA, 2882 nt
Organism: Ahaetulla prasina
Lineage: Eukaryota; Metazoa; Chordata; Lepidosauria; Squamata; Colubridae
Gene: DNAAF11
Product: dynein axonemal assembly factor 11
Exons: 12
Coding region: 16-1443 (475 amino acids)
Biological process (GO): outer dynein arm assembly
Cellular component (GO): cytoplasm
Molecular function (GO): protein binding
Source: RefSeq, a predicted model, not a curated record
AGGGUUGCGACCGGCAUGGUGCUGAUCACGGAAGAAUUGGUGAGACAACGGGCAGAGCAUAAUGACUGUGAGCUGUUCUCUUUGGAAGAAGUUUCCCUACAUCAACAGGACAUAGAGAAAAUUGAACACCUGGAUAAAUGGUGCCGAAAUUUAAAAAUUCUCUAUCUCCAAAACAACUUGAUCUCCAAAAUUGAAAAUGUGAGCCGACUGAAGAAGCUUGAAUAUUUAAAUCUGGCUUUAAACAACAUUGAAAAAUUUGAAAAUUUGGAAGGUUGUGAAGAUCUGCAGAAGUUGGACCUGACAGCAAAUUUCAUUGGAGAAUUAUCCAGUGUUAAAAUACUGACCAAUAAUGUACAUCUCAAAGAGCUCUUCCUCGUAGGAAAUCCAUGCACUGAUUUUGAAGGCUAUAGGCAGUUCGUGGCUGCUACCUUACAACAACUCAGAUUUUUGGAUUGCAAAGAGAUAACACGAUCAGAAAGGAUUCAGGCUUUACAGAAUUAUCCUGAGCUGGAAAGAAAAAUCCAUGAGCAGGAGCAAACCUAUCUCCUGAAAAGAGAAGAAGAAAAAAAAGAGGCAGAAAGACGGAUGCAAGAAAAGCAGAAGGAAAGGAAGGAGAAGAAGAAAAGACAGCAUAUGGGGUUUGAUCAACAAUCACACACGGAUAUUAAGACACCCACCUACUACUCCGUAGAAGGAGCAGAGAACCACCGAAAUUGUGAAGAAGCAGAUGCAGAAUUUCGUAAAUUAAUACUUGAGGAUGACGAUGAAGACAGGGAGUUUUGGGAUGAACCGGUGCCUCAUACGCCAGAGGCCAGGUUAGAGAUUCACCAGUAUCUCGAGGAGAAAAGGAAAGAAAGAGAAAAUAGAGAACAAGGGAACAAAGAGAAACCUCUGCGGACUUUGAUCACGCCAGAAGGAAGAGUUUUGAAUGUAAAUGAAGCCAAGCUUCCUUUCUCCUUGGAAGACAAUGAAGAAAACAACCAGUUCAUCUUGGAUCUUGGUGUUUACAGACAUCUGGACAUCUCCUUCCUUGAUGUUGAUGUGCAGCCUACUUAUGUCCGGGUAAUGGUCAAAGGAAAGGCCUUUCAACUUGUGCUACCUGAAGAAGUAAAGCCAGAUAGCAGCAUUGCUAAAAGAUCUCAGACUACUGGACAUUUGGUUAUCAACAUACCAAAGGCUAAAGAUGUGGUAGUAACUAGCCAAAAAGCAUCCAUUUGUGAGAAAACAUUUGAUCCCAGAAAACUGCAAAGAAAUAUAAGAAGACACAAGGGCCUGGAGAAGUUGGAAGUGGAUCCUACCAAAUAUUCCUUCCCUGAUGUGACAGAUAUUGUCCAUAAAAAGGAUCGGGUGGGACAAGGACCUUUAAGGCUUCAGCAGCCCAAAGUUAUGGACGCCAAGAACUUGAGCUCUGAAGAUAACCCAGAAGUUCCCCCUUUAAUUUAAAGAACUAAUGAGGAGAUAGCUUCUUUCGUGGUUAGAAGAACAUCAUUAAGGUGCAUAACGUUUCUCUAAUAUUCUUGUGCAUACACACACACACACAUAUCUAUUUACUAUUCUUCUCUCUGGUGGAAAUUGAAAUUCUUGCCAAAAUUUGUGUCCAGCUCUGUUAAAAGAUAUGUCAGGUCAGGAUUAGUUGCAUCCUGUUUUACAGGGUUCUUUCUGCCAGCUCAGCUCCAGUAUGAAUUGUUGUUGGGCCGAGGGCAUCUAUCGUAAUAGUUCGUGGCUUCAACAGGGCAAGCAACCUGUGAUUAAAGCUCUGCUCCUUUUACGUGCAGGUGUAAAAGUGCAAGUGUGUACGAUAUACAUUAAAAAGGAGUGGGAGCUUUGAUUAUGGAUCAAUUGCACCCUCCACUGUGAAGGCAGCAUUUCCAUGAAUGGUUUGGGGAUUCUUUUUCUUGGUCAGGAAGCUCAGGGUGAGAUUAAGAAUCGUAUCAUUGCUCUUCGUAGUCAAAGGGCAUCAUAAUAAACAGCGACAAGCAUUUCUGAAGAUUUCCUAGAACAAAAUGUUGGAGAAACCUAUAGAAACACGGCCAAAGAAAGGAAAUGCAGAUACAUUUGGCAGGUGAAUGCUGUGCUUUUCUUCCUUGUUGGUGCAAAUCUAUUUGUUUGUUUCCUCGCUCCUCCCAUUUUUCCACGUCUCAGUUUUAAACAAUGUCUAUAUAUGCAGCUUCCUUCCUUUUUUUUUUUAAUUAUAGGCAUGCCAACUAUAGUAAGAGAUGAAGGAAAGGCCCUGCUCCUUUCUGCCGGGGACCCUCGUUAAUUUAUCCCCCAACAAGACAUGCAUAAUUUCUCCCUUCUUUUUAGUCCUACCAUCCUAUCCAAGUUACCUCUCAAUAGCUCAGUAAGAUAAGCCCUUGUGAGUAAUACUGACAACAUUCACACCCUCCCCCCCUUUCCAACACAGUCUUUACUGAUUUAUCUUUCUCACUUGAAACAUCGCGUCUCAUUUUCACUAAAAUUGCAUGCCUGCAGUCAUCUUUAAAACUCCAGGUAAAGUUCCUGUUCUCAAAUGUUCCUCUGAGUUACAGAGAAGGGUUGUAAUCUGGUAUUUGUAGGUCUGCGCAUAGAAGGAAGCGUUGGCGUAGAACUGCACACAAUUAUAUAGGCCAGGGGUGUCAAACUCAGCUGGAUGCAUCACGUGCUGGCCAUACCCACCUCUGGUUUAGCGAAGGAGAAAAAGUCAUGAUACAUCACAUGAUGACGCGAGUUUGACACCCCUGAUAUAGGCCUUCCACCUUGAAAUUUGAAAUGAUUUGUUUGAGAGACAGAUGUUACUGCUUCAAUAAAAAGCAGGAAACCGAAACACAAAUACUUUGUGUAAGAUAUUCAUUUACCAAGCAGGCGACUGCAGCAUACCUUUUCCAUAGGAGAACAUUUUUUUU